This is a messenger RNA of Zophobas morio, 1071 nucleotides long. RefSeq names its product probable serine/threonine-protein kinase kinX. NCBI's taxonomy places the organism in Eukaryota, Metazoa, Arthropoda, Insecta, Coleoptera, Tenebrionidae. The transcript is spliced from 5 exons. The coding region runs from base 535 to 1011 and encodes 158 amino acids. The record is from RefSeq and is a predicted model, not a curated record.
UCCACUCAUCACAUUGUCAUUAUAAACGCAAAUGUGUAAGUAACGUAAAGUCAGCUCCUUCAUAAUUAACCGUAUCUGUCAUUUAAAAAAAUAGUCACAUUUUCCAAAUUGGCAACUCAGAUUUAUGAAGUUGACGUUGAUUUGUUGUAUGUCAAUAUAAAAACAUUAUGCGUCAUCGGAUGUCGUUCAAGGUACAAAAGUUGUACUUUUAGUUGAUUAUUGACAUCGACACAAAAAAUCUACCCCUAGUACUGUGGCGUCCAAUUUGAAAAAUUAAAUUUCGAGCCGAAAAAUCGCAUUUGAAAAAUAAAAAAUUAUCUUAAAUUAGUGGGUUUGGUGGAAUAGUGAUAAAAAUCACCCUUAGGUUGGUAGUUCUAGGGUGUUUUGUAAGACAGCGCAGGGCGCAGGUAGUUUUUAAAAGGGUCCAUUGGGGGUGGGGUGGGUAUUCUGUGCUCGGCUCGUGACCGCACUUGUUGUGAUUUGUUGUUUUGGUGUUGUGAACGUAAGCACGUGCGAAAAUUAGCAUUCGUUACCAUGAAUCACACCUUAAGAAGCCGCCAAUUAAAUCCAUGUGACGAACUAUAUUGGAAAAGUCGGGGAUGGCCGCAGCGGCCCUAUAAUUGGCGAGAAAUUUUAAACAAUCCAAUCCUGAACCCUAAAAAUAUCGAGUUCUGGACGGCAAGAGGAUGGAACCAUCGUCCUCAUGACUGGUAUGAACGAAUAUAUGCUCAUGAUGACGAAGACACUGAUGACGACGAGUCCGACAUUUAUAGCGAGGCAGAUUAUAGUGAUGAUGAUUAUUAUUACUCUGAUGAAGAUGAUUUUUACUACAGUGAUGAAGAUGAAUCUGAAGAAUGUGAUGAAGACUAUUACAGUGAUCAGGAUUACGAUGAAUAUGAGGAGGAAAGAUUAAGAAGUCUGCAAAACAAUCCCAACAACGUGGAAUAUUGGCGCCUGCGAGGUUAUUUGUCCCGACCCUCCAACUGGCGAGAACUUGCAUACGGUUAUUAAUAAUAUGAUACUCGAUGUUGUUUUUUAUAAAUUUUUAUCUAAAUAUAAGUAUUUUUCUAA